Molecule: messenger RNA, 1605 nt
Organism: Condylostylus longicornis
Lineage: Eukaryota; Metazoa; Arthropoda; Insecta; Diptera; Dolichopodidae
Gene: UBL3
Product: ubiquitin-like protein 3
Exons: 4
Coding region: 912-1406 (164 amino acids)
Molecular function (GO): protein binding
Source: RefSeq, a predicted model, not a curated record
UACGAUUGACAUUUCGUUCGAUUUGAUUGUGUGGUAGUGGACGGAAACAUUUUUUCAAUUUCGUUGAGAAAGAAAAAGUAUAUUUUGCAUUUAAAUGUCGCAAGUGUUCAGCAAGAAAAAUUGAAAAUAUUUCGCUUGUAUAUUUUAAAUAAAAUUGUAAAAAUCGUAUUAAAAAUUUUUACAUGAGCUAAUAUGAAAAUUGGAAUUUCUUGCUUUUAUAAUUUCCCGAUGUAGAGAAGACGUUUUUUCUUUGUUGCACUAUUACCUUGCAACUGAAAAAUUUACAUAAAAAAUCAAUGAACGCUUGUGUUAUACAAUAAUAAAAAUUAUAAAUAUUUUACAUAUAUAUAUAUAAAACAUUUAAAUUAUGUGCAGUAGAAUAAGAUAGUGAAAAAAAAAUUUAGUAGUUUAACAAAUUAUUAAAGUAAAAAAAAAGGUGCAAUGAAAAUUUCAAUAGUUUAUUAAUAGCAGAAGAAAAAGUGUAGAUAUAUUUAAUAUAAUAUAAAAAUAUAUGUAUGUAUGUAUGUACCUACAAAAAAUAAGUAUAUUAGAAGGUUUUCUGUAUUGUAAAGGAAAAAAAGUUGUUUUUAAUUUUUAUUUACCACAUCAUAUUAAGUGUUUUUAAUUUUGUUAUGAUUUCAAAAUCCCAAGGUUGCUAAAUUUUACAAAAAAAAAAAGAAAAAAAAAGUGAAAAAUAAGAUUGGCAAAAUAUCAAAUUCAUUAAAAAAAAUAUAUGUAUGUAUAGGUAUAAAUGAAAAUUUUACAUUCUGUAAAAAAAAAAUCCUAGAAAAUAUUUUUUGUCAUUUUAUUUUCUAAACCUUAGUAGAGGGUGAAAAAAUCGUGAUUUAAUUUUUUUCUUCAAAGGAGUAAAUUAUAUUAAAAAAAUCUUCCUGUCCAUAUUUAUAAUCCAAAUGUCUACCACAUCAGCUGAAUCUCCUACAUUAUCAUCACCAUCAUCAUCUGCGCCUGCAACCGCCACAACACCCCCUACUGGGAUUGCUGUAGCACAACCAACAAACAGCAGAAAAACUACACAAAAAAUGCCUAGAGGCAUUCCGUCAGACAAGAUAAAUCUUCGUCUUAUUCUCGUUAGUGGAAAAACAAAGGAAUUUUUAUUUAGUCCAUCUGAUAGCGCUGGUGAUAUUGCACAAACAGUAUUUGAAAAUUGGCCAGAUGAUUGGGAAUCUGAGCUUGUUUCUAAAGCUGAAAUUCUUCGUCUUAUAUAUCAAGGUAGAUUUUUACAUUGCAACGUAACGUUAGGUGCAUUAGGACUUCCACUUGGCAAAACAACUGUUAUGCAUUUAGUUCCAAGAGAUAAUUUGCCUGAGCCUAAUUCUCAAGAUCAAAGGCAAAAAAGUAAAGGUGGUUCUAGUAGAUGCUGUUCAACGGCCUGUUGUAUUUUGUAACUAGAUCUUAUAGUAAAUUGAUUAAUGAAUUAUUAUUAUAAUUAUUAUUAUUACUAUUAUAAUACAAUAAAUUCUUUAUAUAAAACAUAAAAAAAAAAUUUACUAUUUAAAAAAAAAAUAUUUAUUUUAGAAAAUCAAAUAAAAACGAAUGAUAUAAUUAAAAAAAAAUAUAUAAGUAUGAAUAUAUAUAUGUAUAUAA